Molecule: messenger RNA, 1599 nt
Organism: Linderina pennispora
Lineage: Eukaryota; Fungi; Kickxellomycota; Kickxellomycetes; Kickxellales; Kickxellaceae
Exons: 4
Coding region: 1-1599 (532 amino acids)
Source: RefSeq, a predicted model, not a curated record
AUGGCCAAGGCAGCUGACGACGUAGGGUGCAGUGGGCACAGCUCCCCUCCCGCCCAUCGCCUGGGCGCUACCACCCCGCCUUUCCCUCCGUCAGCUGCUGCUGCCGCUGUCUCGACCCCUGCCGCUACUGCUGCUGCUGCCACUGCUGGUGGUGCUACCACUGAGAGUGGAGCGGUGGUUAACCACGCGCACAAGACCACCACGCACAACGCGCAGCUCAUCAUGGCAGGGGACUUUGAGCAGGCCAACCACUUUUACCCUCGAGUACUGAACGCGCAGAUCCACCCGCUGGUGUCGUCCGCAUUCAUCGCGCGCUACGUGCACCUGCGGCCCAAGGUCAACCAGGACAAGCUGCGCGACAUUUUGCGUGGGCUGGGAUCUGACCUGUUCAACGUCACAACAGACUCGGGGCAGCACCAGAUGAUCGUGAUCGAGACCAACUCGUGCCCGUCGGGCCAGAAAUCGAUGCCGCUGCUGCAAGACACCGACGAGUGCGGCGGGUACCGGGUCGUGCUCAAGUCUGCGUUCAAGGACCUGCUCGCAGCGACCGAUGUCGAGGGCGAGCUGGCGGUCGUGUUCGACAAGAACCCCAUGGAGGCGUCGGGGUAUGCUGCGGCGCUGGCCGAGGAGUCGGGCGAGCACGUGUGGCUGGUGGAGUACCACGAUGGCGACAGCGAUGCGCCGGUGCGGUGGACCGACGACAACAUCAUGGAGAUCCGCGACGCCGGUGGCAACUGGCACGCGAUCCGGGCAUGCUUCCGGUACGUGACGCAGCGGCCGUGGAACCGGAUCCCGAUCUCGGCGCGCACGCGGAUCCUCAAUCCGGUCAUUGCGUGUCUGGCGGGCGGGCGCAACAAGAUGAUGGCAGCGCGUGCGUACGAGAUCUUCAACUCGGAGAUGCGGGGGUACAACCUGUCGGUGCGGAUGCCGCUGACAGUGUACAACGUCGUGCGCGACGAGAUCCCGGUGUGGAUCGACAGCAUGGGUGGCCACGCGGUGAUCAAGAACCCGUACAGCAACGCCGGGCAGGGCGUGUGGACGAUCACCAACCGCGCGGACCUCGACGCGUUCAUGGCGCUGGACCACCGGUACGACAAGUUUAUUGUGCAGAGCCUGGUUGGCAACGCGUCGUGGUCCAGCACCACGCACGACGGGUGCUUCUACCACGUGGGAACCAUGCCCAACAAGAAGAACAACAUCUUUGUCAGCGACAUCCGCAUGAUGGUCUCGGCAGCCUCGGACGGGUUCCGGCCCGUCAGCCUGUACGCCCGGCGCGCGCGCAUGCCGCUGGUGAGCAACCUGAGCGAUGACCCGACGGCCACGUCGUGGGGCAUGCUGGGGACGAACCUGUCGGUCAAGCAUCCGGACGGGUCGUGGACCACCGAGUCGCAGCGCCUGCUGCUGAUGGACCGCAAGGACUUUAACCAGCUCGGCAUUGGCAUCGACGACCUGAUCGACGCCUACAUCCAGACCGUGCUCAGCGUCAUUGCCAUCGACAAGAUGUGCCAGCGCCUGGUCGACGACGGCGGCAAGUUCAACUACGACCUGUUCCGGGCACUGAACCCGGACGACGCGUUGCUCAAGGAGAUCGCCAUGUGA